Messenger RNA from Suricata suricatta (meerkat), 580 nucleotides. RefSeq names its product NADH:ubiquinone oxidoreductase subunit B3 (gene NDUFB3). Gene Ontology annotation, cellular component: mitochondrion. The transcript is spliced from 3 exons. The coding region runs from base 151 to 447 and encodes 98 amino acids. NCBI's taxonomy places the organism in Eukaryota, Metazoa, Chordata, Mammalia, Carnivora, Herpestidae. Gene Ontology annotation, biological process: electron transport chain; mitochondrial respiratory chain complex I assembly. The record is from RefSeq and is a predicted model, not a curated record.
CUACAAUUACUCUUACCUCACCCAGACCACUGAUGCACAGGUGUGCGGGAGAAAACGUAGACUUCCAGCAUUCUCCAUGUCUCCUCCACUGAGUCCGGGAAUCCGUGACCCAGUGCGGAACGUUACACGGCCUCUCAGCUUUCCGGCGACAUGGCCCACGGACACGGACAUGAACAUGGUCAUAGCAAACUAAAACUUCCAGAUUAUAAACAAUGGAAGAUAGAAGGGACGCCAUUAGAAACUGUCCAGGAGAAGCUGGCUGCACGAGGGCUAAGGGAUCCCUGGGGCCGCAAUGAAGCUUGGAGAUACAUGGGUGGCUUUGCAAACAAUGUUUCCUUUGUUGGCGCGUUAUUAAAAGGAUUCAAAUGGGGAUUUGCUGCAUUUGUGAUAGCUGUAGGGGCUGAAUACUACCUGGAGUCCCAGGAUAAGGAUAAGAAGCAUCAUUGAAGAUAACACCUGAAAGUAUCUUAAAGGCUUCUUAACUCUUCUAUAAAAAUAAGAUUUCUUCAGUGUAGCCUACUUGUCUGUGUGUUUUUCCCUAAGAAUACUAGUAAGAUUUAAUAAAGUAAGAAUACAUGUG